CUGCGCACUGCAGAGGGCGGGGCGGCCCCGCGCCUGCGCACCGGCGGCCCGCGGUCCCGGCGCAAGAUGGCGGCGGUGGGGCGGGCGAGGCGGAGGUGGGGCGGCGGCGGGAGACGCAGCGGUGCCCGGUGCCUACAGCCCCCGACCUCACGCCCAGCGGCCCCCGCGGGCCAGGCGCGGGACGUCCCGCUAUGAGGAUGCGGCCCCUGCGCGCCAGCGGCGAGCACGGAGCGACGGCCACGCGUCCCGCCAGGCAGCCCGCCACCUGCGGUUGCUGAGAAAUGGCCAAUGAGAAUCACAGAAGCCCUGCAGAGGAAGCCUCUCUCAUGAGUCACUCACCUGGCACCUCCAACCAGAACCAGCCCAGCUCCCCCAAACCUAUGCGACUGGUACAGGACCUGCCAGAUGAGCUGGUGCAGGCUGGCUGGGAGAAGUGCUGGAGCAAGCGGGAGAAUCGCCCCUACUACUUCAAUCGCUUCACUAACCAGUCUUUGUGGGAAAUGCCAGUUCUGGGACAGCAUGAUGUCAUUUCAGACCCUCUGGGAUUGAAUGCAGCUCCGAUGCCACUGGAAGGUGGGAUUAUAGAUACCUCUGUGGAGAGCAAGCAAAGGAAGAGGAGAUUCUCUGAGGAGGUUCCACUGAGCGGCAACAGUGUGAAAAAGCCCAAGGCGGAUGUCCCAGGGAACCCAGCUGCUCAGCCAGUCCCCAGCUCUCCCAGUAUUCCAGGAACCUCUGUUUUGAAGGCAUGGUGUGUUUCACCUGAAGAUAAACAGCAGGCAGCUCUUCUACGACCAACUGAAGUAUAUUGGGACCUGGAUAUUCAGACAAAUGCAGUGAUUAAGCAGAGAGCACCAUCUGAAGUGCUUUCUCCACACCCUGAGGUGGAGCUGCUUCGAUCCCAGCUCAUUCUCAAGCUGCGGCAACAUUAUCGAGAGCUCUGCCAGCAGCGAGAAGGGAUUGACCCCCCGAGGGAGUCCUUUAAUCGCUGGAUGUUGGAGAGGAAAGUGGUCGAUAAAGGGACAGAUCCUCUUUUGCCGAGUGACUGUGAGCCAGUAGUGUCUCCUUCCAUGUUCAGAGAGAUCAUGAAUGACAUUCCCAUCAGGUUAUCCAGAAUCAAGUUCCGGGAGGAAGCCAAGAGACUACUCUUCAAGUACGCUGAGGCUGCGAAACGGCUGAUAGAAUCCAGGAGUGCUUCACCAGACAGCAGGAAGGUGGUGAAGUGGAAUGUGGAGGACACCUUCAGCUGGCUGCGACGGGACCAUUCGGCCUCGAAGGAGGACUACAUGGACCGCCUGGAGCACUUACGCAAACAGUGUGGGCCCCAUGUGUCUGCUGCAGCAAAGGACUCCGUUGAAGGCAUCUGCAGUAAGAUUUACUACAUAUCCCUUGAAUACGUCAAGCGGAUCCGGGAGAAGCAUCUUGCCAUACUCAAAGAGAACAAUAUAUCUGCUGAGAUAGAAGCUCCUGAAGUCCAGGACAGGCUCGUAUACUGUUACCCAGUGAGACUGGCCAUCCCCUCCCCACCACUCCCCAGCGUGGAAAUGCACAUGGAAAACAAUGUGGCAUGUGUGCGGUACAAGGGGGAGAUGGUGAAAGUGAGCCGCAACUACUUCAGCAAGCUGUGGCUUCUCUAUCGGUACAGUUGCAUUGAUGACUCUGGUUUUGAAAAAUUUCUGCCCAGGGUUUGGUGCCUUCUCCGUCGAUAUCAGAUGAUGUUCGGUGUGGGUCUGUACGAAGGAACUGGUCUGCAGGGGGCACUUCCUGUGCACAUCUUCGAAGCCCUCCACAAGCUCUUUGGAGUGAGUUUUGAAUGCUUUGCCUCGCCCCUGAAUUGCUAUUUUAAACAGUACUGUUCGGCCUUCUUGGAUACAGACGGGUAUUUCGGAUCCAGGGGCCCGUGCCUGGAUUUCUUUCCUGUAAGUGGCUCUUUUGAGGCAAAUCCUCCAUUCUGUGAGGAGCUGAUGGAUGCCAUGGUCUCUCACUUCGAGAAACUGCUGGAGAACUCCAGUGAGCCUCUCUCCUUUAUUGUCUUCAUCCCCGAGUGGCGGGACCCUCCUACACCAGCCCUGACCCGUAUGGAGCAGAGCAAGUUCAAGCGGCACCAGCUCAUCCUUCCAGCCUUUGAUCACGAAUACCGCAGCGGGUCUCAGCAUGUCUGCAAAAAAGAGGAGAUGUACUACAAGGCCGUGCACAACACAGCCGUCCUCUUCCUGCAGAACAGUGCGGGCUUUGCCAAAUGGGAGCCCACGCCGGAGCGGCUGCAGGAGCUUGUUGCAGCCUACAAGCAUUCAGGCCGGACCCUCAGCUCCUCCUCCUCGUCGUCCUCCUCGUCGUCGUCCUCCUCCUCCUCCUCUUCCUCCUCCUCCUCCACAGCAGACAAAGAGCGGGAGCUGGGCCGGGAGCAAAGCAGCAGCCGGGAGACUAAUCCCAACUAAGGUGCAGAGGUGCGAGGCAGCAGGGGAGGUGCCAGCGGCCUGAGGAGGCUUGCUGGGGCGGUGGAGAGACUGCUGGCUGUGCAGCACCGGCCUGGGGGACUCUUGCACAGCAGCUCCACGGCACCUGCUUUCCUCUGUGAACUGCACACUGCCCCGGCCCAGGAGUGCUGGGGAGCACCCGGCCGCCGGUGGGGAGAGGAGGCUGAGCUGCGGCCCCCGCCGGAGGGCAAGGGAACGCAGCGUGGUACAGCAGGAGGAGCAGGCAGCCCCUUCGAUGCCAGAGCGCCAAGGGAAGGGGCAGCCAGAGCUGGGAUGCAUGCAUGGGCGAAAGGACGGCAGGACAGAUGGAGGGACGGAUGGCAAGUGCAAGUGCUCGGCGCGCAGCGCCACAGCUGGAGGGGCCCCAGCAGCUGGCCACAGCCUGGCGCCGGCAGGAGAAGGACGGGCAGAGCCCGGGGGCUCCUGCGGCCGGACUGGCACCAGCACAGCUCCGUGUCCAUAGUGUAAAUAGUUCUGUCCGUGGCGCCCGUGCUCCCCGCAGGGCUGCUCCCAUUGCAUCCGUGUUCCUUUCCCACAUGUGUGAGUCCCGUGUUUGCCGACGCUGUGUACCGUUUAGGGGAGGAGCGGAGAAGAGGAGUUUCUUUGGUGUGUAAAGACGUCUUUGCAGCUGUUUUGUAGUCGUUGUGGUUUUUAUGCGGAGCCUCUGGGCUUUAUUUAACCUCCUUGGGUUUUGUUUUGUAAGGAUUAAUUUAACACCGCUAACCAUUUUAUUACUUUUAUCAAGAAGAGCAAAGUCUAUUUUUGAUUUCUGUUUCCUAGUUCUUAGGAACAUUAAAAACCAGCAUACAGCUCUG
Falco peregrinus (peregrine falcon) is the source of this 3289-nucleotide messenger RNA. It is a transcript of the gene PCIF1, whose product is annotated as phosphorylated CTD interacting factor 1. Gene Ontology annotation, molecular function: mRNA (2'-O-methyladenosine-N6-)-methyltransferase activity; RNA polymerase II C-terminal domain binding. The record is from RefSeq and is a predicted model, not a curated record. Lineage: Eukaryota; Metazoa; Chordata; Aves; Falconiformes; Falconidae. The coding region runs from base 282 to 2435 and encodes 717 amino acids. The transcript has 17 exons. Gene Ontology annotation, cellular component: nucleus.